Messenger RNA from Diaporthe batatas, 1937 nucleotides. RefSeq lists its product as uncharacterized. The transcript has a single exon. The record is from RefSeq and is a predicted model, not a curated record. Bases 504 to 968 code for a protein of 154 amino acids. NCBI's taxonomy places the organism in Eukaryota, Fungi, Ascomycota, Sordariomycetes, Diaporthales, Diaporthaceae.
GCGGGGCUUCCAAACCAACCAAGCCAACCAGGCGGCCUUUCCCUUCUUGCCCAAGCCCCCACGUCAUCGCUGUCCAUCGCGUGCCUGGAUACCAGGGUACGGACGCCAUCUCCUCGAGCUAUUUGCUACCGCGAGCCAAAACUUGGAUCAACUUGUUCUUGUUAUUCCAGGACCAUUCUUUGUCUGCGGUGCGGUGUUGUUAUAUCUUUCAAUCGCUCCCGCACUUGAUCGACUUAAUCACCAUCAGUCACCCACAAGCAGACGUCUCCGAACAAAUCAUCCUCUCGGCCCAGCACAUAGGAGGCGGCGAGGUACUUAGCAGUAGCCCACAGAAUCGCUGCAUCUUCCAUCUUGUCGCGUAUAGCACGAGCCUAGACCCCAUCAAGAGACACCGAAGCGGCAGACAAGAGACGCAGGCAAAAGACGGAGGCAAAAGGCUCAGACAACGUCGCGCAAUACAACAAACAUUUUAACCAGGAAAAGCUUGGCAAAUAAGCGUCAAGAUGGGCCUGAUCUCAGCAGGCCUCGCCUACCUCGUCUUCUCCGCAAUCCACAUCGUCCAGUUCGCACUCGCCAUCACCGUCUGCGCCCUCUAUGGAAUCGACUUGAGCCGGGCGAGCAAGGCAGGCGUAGACGCCGACAGCAAAUGGGUCUACGCCGAAGUGGUCGGUGCCUUGUCCGCCGUCACCGCCCUGUUGUAUCUGGUACCCUUCAUCCUGCGCUUCUGGCUUGUCUGGGCCUGGAACCUGGUCCUGUUCAUCCUAUGGAUUGCUCUCUUUGGGGUCUUUGGCAAGAUGUACAUCAACGAGGACGCUGAGGGCGACAAGGGUGUGCAGCGCAUGAAGAACGCUGUUUGGGUCGACCUCGCCAACGCCAUUCUGUGGUUCCUCACCUUUGUCGGUGCUGCUGCAUACUGGUUCAGCCACCGUGAGAGGCACAGCCGCUUCACCGGCCGCGCCAGGGUUUAGGUGACUGACAAGUCCCGUGCCCUGCCCUGGUCAUGCAGCAAGAACGAAGAGCGCAAUCAUAACGUCGAGGCGAACCCGUUCGGUACGCCGCCGCCCGCCGGGCAGGCCGAGAGCUUGGAUAGUGCGGUACGCUGCCGCAGGAGGGCCGGCGAGCUGGAGAGGGAGGAGGGGGUGAUUGGUGCGAAUCGAGCGUGAUUGACCUGUUCUUGGUUCAGUUCUUGUACAAGUGAAUCUUGGGUUUUUGGGUUCUAGUAGGCAUGUUGCAAACGACAGGCGCGCUGCUCCACGAUUGAUACCACGCCCUCGGUCUGAGGGAUCAGCGUUUGAUUUCUUCUCUCUGCAAAGAUAUCCAGAUACCACCAACCGCAACUAAUACUUGAAUUUUUGUUCCAACAUCAGAGGUCCCAAACUGAGUGUGAUCGGAAGACUUGAUGAUGGCGCCGUUCUCAAGAUCUCCUGUCUCGCAGGGCACAUAAUCUCGCCUGAACAAGGCAACAUUCCCUUAGCAAUCAUGUGCGACAGCCGCCUCCUCUUGGCCGUCCGUCAGAUCGAAGCUUGUGAAAAGAUCAUCGUCGAAUUUUCCCCCCUCGCCAAAAAAAUCUGUUGAUCGACACGACCUUCGACGGAGACGCAGCUUCCCGUCGAGUCCCAGGCCAAGUUUUCCGUGUGGUUGGGCAAGGGUCACGGCUGUCUACACGUCCCACUCAUCUACCGGAAGAUGAAAGAAGAUCUUUACCCACACGGCCAACAGGCAGAACAACAACUUCUGCCCAUAUAUUCCCCGAGAUCUUCGAAAACUUUCGCCCAACACUGGGCCGCCAGAACUACCACUCAUUGCGGGCACCUGUCAAGGGGCCUGCUAGCCUGCUAGCCUGCUAGCCAGCCUAGCUCGGCAAAUCGCACUGACGUCACCGUACAGAUUAAUCCCGUGCAACGCCGCCCAAAGCUUUGCCAGGCUCCUCUUUCACG